Molecule: messenger RNA, 1397 nt
Organism: Sorghum bicolor (sorghum)
Lineage: Eukaryota; Viridiplantae; Streptophyta; Magnoliopsida; Poales; Poaceae
Product: anthocyanidin reductase ((2S)-flavan-3-ol-forming)
Exons: 5
Coding region: 168-1199 (343 amino acids)
Molecular function (GO): oxidoreductase activity, acting on the CH-OH group of donors, NAD or NADP as acceptor
Source: RefSeq, a predicted model, not a curated record
UUGCCAAUUGCCAGCAGGCAAAAACCGACAGAAGUCAGCAGAACCUGGCCUACCGCCUUUUUCCGCACAGAAAAACAGACCCUGUCUCUUCUCUUCCUCCCUGAAAAUUCUGCUCAACGAGCGAGCGAAUCCCCUCUUUCCAGCCCGUUGUGAGGUGGCAGCCGGCGAUGUCGUCCGGCGACGGGAAGAAGAAGACGGCCUGCGUGACCGGAGGAAACGGGUACAUCGCCUCGGCGCUCAUCAAGGUGCUGCUUGAGAAACGAUACGCCGUCAAGACGACAGUCAGGAACCCCGAUGACAUGGCGAAGAACUCCCACCUCAAGGACCUGCAGGCGCUCGGCCACCUGGAGGUCCUCCGCGCCGACCUCGACGAAGAAGGCAGCUUCGACGACGCCGUCGCCGGCUGCGACUACGCUUUCCUAGUCGCUGCUCCGGUGAACCUCAUGUCAGAGAAUCCUGAGAAAGAGCUGAUCGAGCCGGCAGUCCAAGGGACUCUCAACGUGCUGAGGUCGUGCGCGAAGGUGGGGGCGACGUUGAAGCGCGUGGUCCUGACCUCGUCGGCGGGCUCCGUGAUCGUCAGGCCGGAGCUGCAAGGCGACGGGCAUGUGCUCGACGAGGAGUCCUGGUCCGACGUCGAGUACCUCACCGCCAACAAGUCCGGUCUCUGGGCGUACCCGGUGUCCAAGGUGCUCGCAGAGAAGGCGGCGAGCAGGUUCGCGGAGGAGCACGGCAUCAGCCUCGUCACCGUCUGCCCCGUGGUCACCGUGGGCGCCGCGCCGGCCCGGAGCGCCCGCCCCAGCGUCCUCAACUGCCUCUCCCUUCUAUCAGGCGACGAGGCAGCGUUUGGCGCGCUGAGAGCCAUGGAGAUGUCCGGCAUGCUGGCGUUGGUCCGCGUCGAAGACCUCUGCCGCGCCGAGGUGUUUCUCGCCGAGGAGGAGGCGGCGGCCGCCGGGAGGUACCUCUGCUGCGGCCUCAACACGACCAUCCUCCAGCUCGCACGCUUCCUGUCCGAGAAGUACCCGCAGUAUACUGUGAAGACGAAUCUGCUCGCCGGCGAGCUGCUUGAGAAGCCGAGAGUGUGCCUCUCGUCAGCGAAGCUGGUCGGAGAAGGGUUCGACUACAAGUACAAGACGCUGGAUGGGAUGUACGACGACAUGAUCAACUACGGCAAGGCCUUGAGGAUUCUGCCCGGAAAAUGACGGGCCUCACUAAUUUCUACUAACUGGAGAGUGCUUGUUUAGGAGAUCUUCCAACGAGCCAUUUUCAGACAAACAAUUUACAGCAUUCACUUUCUGUAACAUGUCCUUCUCUUCCCCUUUUUUCUUUGAACGAACAGGAGAGGUCCAAGGGGACCUCUACUGGGGAAUUUAUUCAUAACCAAAGCCCACCAUAUGUCA